AUGGCCCAGUCACAGCCCUUCACUGUUGUCGAGUCUGGCAACACCCAGCCCAAAGCCUUUAUCAUUGUUGGCGGCGGCGUUUUUGGCUUGUCGACUGUUAUCUGGCUCCUCAAACGCCAUCCCGGAUGCACCGUAAUCCUCGUUGACCCUACCGAGCUCUCCAACCCCAAAGCGGCCUCUCAUGACAUCUCCAAGAUCCUCAGGGAUGACUACCCCAACGUGUGCUACGCCCCCUUGGCUAUAGAGGCCAUGGACUGCUGGAGAACGAACGGCCUCUUCAAGGACUAUUACCACGAAGUCGGUGUGCUUCGUGCGGAUCCGGAUGGCCACAACGAGAAAGCUCAGAGCGCGCAUCGCAGUCUUGGGCACGACUCCGGGCCAGCUGGAUGA
This is a messenger RNA of Colletotrichum spaethianum, 390 nucleotides long. RefSeq names its product L-saccharopine oxidase. NCBI's taxonomy places the organism in Eukaryota, Fungi, Ascomycota, Sordariomycetes, Glomerellales, Glomerellaceae. The transcript has a single exon. The record is from RefSeq and is a predicted model, not a curated record. The coding region runs from base 1 to 390 and encodes 129 amino acids. Gene Ontology annotation, molecular function: flavin adenine dinucleotide binding; L-pipecolate oxidase activity; proline dehydrogenase activity.